CUUCACGUCCAGUUCGGGGCGGAACUUACAGUUAUUAGCGGAUCUCACCUGCUUCAUGAAGAGGUGAAACUGAAAGUGGCUUAUCAGGAGAUUACACGCCAUCUUCAGAGAACUCAGGAAAUGUCGUCGUAUGUCACGGCCUGAAAUCACAUUUCUCAUCAAGGAGGAAGAGGAGGAGAAACCUGCCUGAGAAAUGAGUGUGUGUGAGGAGAGAGAGGAGGAGACUACUGUUGACCCUCAGAGAGCAGCGUCUCCAGGAUUCAGCUGUGUGUCUAUGAAGAGCAACAACUCCAUGAAUAUAAUUCCUCCUGAACUCAGUGAUGUUCACGCUCAGAGAGCAGCGUCUCCAGGAUUCAGCUGUGUGUCUAUGAAGAGUAACAACUCCAUGCAUCUGCCCCCUGAACUCAGUUCUUUUCACACUCAGAGAGCAGCGUCUCCAGGAUUCAGCUGUGUGUCUAUGAAGAGUAACAACUCCAUGCAUCUGCCCCCUGAACUCAGUGAUGGACCUGCUGUGACCUCUGACCCUCUGAAGAGAAAGAGAGCAGCAUCUCCAGUAUCCAACUGUGUGUCCAUGAAGAGCAACAGGCCCCUGAUUAAUCCACCCAUGUUCAGGACUGGAGCAGUGCGCUUUGACCCUGUUGGCAAAAAAGCUGUGUCCUCACCGACCGGCAUGUCCCCCUACAAUCAGAGCCACACCAGUCAUUGUGAUACAGAAACAGACCUGCGGCUCAAUUCAGUCCCACCAGUGCAUGAUGAUCUGCAGAGAGUCAAAGACCAGCACAAAACCAGCAUGAAGAACAAGUAUGAGAGUGUAUUUGAGGGAAUCAAACUACAAGAGAAUCAAACCCUCCUGAACAGGAUUUACACACAGCUGUACAUCACAGAGGGAGAGAGUGAAGGAGUGAAUGAAGAACAUGAGGUGCUACAGAUGCAGAAAAGUUACAGGACACCCCAAGACACUCCAAUCAACUGCAACGACAUCUUUAAUCCUUUAUCUGAACCAGGAUAUGAGGAGAUGAGAAGAAAGAAGAAAGACAAAAUAAAGACUGUCCUUACUAAAGGCAUCGCUGGAAUUGGAAAAACCGUCUCUGUGCAGAAGUUCAUUCUGGACUGGGCCGAGGGAAAAGCUAAUCAGGAUGUAAAUUUCAUGUUUGUGCUUCCAUUUCGAGAGCUGAACUUGAUUAAAGAUCAUCAGUACAGUCUUCACAAACUUCUGCUUGACUUUCACCCUGAACUUCAAUAUUUGGACUCAAAGAUUUAUGAUAAAUGUAAAGUUGUGUUCAUCUUUGAUGGUCUGGAUGAAAGCAGAAUUUCACUGAUGUUUUCAGACAGUCAGAAAGUUUCUGAUGUGACUGAGAUUUCAUCAGUGGGUCUGUUGAUGUCAAACCUCCUGAAAGGAGAUCUGCUUCCCUCUGCUCUCAUCUGGAUCACCACCAGACCAGCAGCAGCCAGUCAGAUCCCCUCUAACUACAUCAACCGUGUGACAGAAAUUCAGGGAUUCAAUGACCCUCAGAAGGAGGAAUAUUUCAGGAAGAGAAUCCGUGAUGAGCAUCAAGCCAGCAGAAUCAUCUCACACAUCAGAAGAGCAAGAAGCCUCUACAUCAUGUGCCACAUACCCGUCUUCUGCUGGAUCUCAGCCACUGUGCUUCAAAACAUCCUGAAGCAAGAUCUCAGUGCAGAAAUCCCUCAAACUCUGACUGAAAUGUACAUCUACUUCCUGCUCAUUCAAACAAAUAUGAGGAACCAGAAGUAUGAAGAGAGAGAUCCAGAGAAACUCCUGCAGACCAACAGAGAAGUGAUUGUGAAACUUGCUGAACUGGCUUUCAAUCAGCUGAUGGAGGGCAAUGUGAUGUUUUAUGAGGAGGACCUGAGAGAGAGCGGCAUAGACGUCACUGAUGCCUCAGUGUAUUCUGGGAUCUGCACUGAGAUCUUUAGGGAGGAAUCUGUGAUUCAUCACAGGAAGGUUUACAGCUUUGUACAUCUGAGCUUUCAGGAGUUUUUUGCAGCACUGUAUGUGUUUGACUGUUAUUUACACAAGAACAGUGAGGUUCUGAAGAUGUUUCUGACAGGAAAGUCCAGAACUAUCACUCUGGAUGUGUUUCUGAAGGGAGCAAUGAAUAAAGCCUUGAAGAGUAAAAAUGGACACCUGGAUCUCUUCCUUUGGUUUCUUCAUGGCAUCUCACUGGGGUCCAAUCAGAGACUCUUACAGGAUGUACUGAUACACACAGAGAACAACCCAGAGAGCAUCAAGAAAAUAAUCCAAAACCUCAAACGAGGUAAAAAAAACAAUGUCAGUCCUGAAAGAUGGAUGAAUCUGUCACACUGCUUGAUUGAGAUGAAGAAUAAUUCUAUUGUUGAGGAAAUGCAGGUAUUUUUAACAUCUGGAAAGAAUGAAAAAAAUCUUACUCUUGCACAAUGCUCAACUUUCGCAAACAUGAUCCUGAUGUCGGAGGAGGUGCUGGAUGAGUUUGACCUUAAAAAGUACAAUAUCAAGUCAUCAGAAGAGGGUCGAUGGAGACUGUUACCUGCUGUGAGGAACUGCAGAAAAGCUUUAUUGUCACGCUGUUAUCUCUCUGAUCAGCACUGUGAAAUCAUGUCUUCAGCUCUACAAUCUUCAAACUCCCCCCUGAGAGAGCUGGACCUGAGUAACAAUGACCUACAGGAUUCAGGAGUGAAGCUGCUUGCGGUUGGACUGAAGAGUCCAAACUGUCAACUCAAUAUACUGAGAUUAUCUGCCUGUUUGAUGAAAGAAGAAGGUUGUGCUGCUCUGGCAUCAGCUCUGAGUUCAAACCCCUCACACCUCAGAGAGCUGGAUCUGAGCUACAAUCACCCAGGAGAAUCAGGACUGAAGCUGCUCUUUAACAGUCUCAACCAUCCAAACUGCAGACUGGACAAACUCAAAUUGGCAGACUGUAUUCUCACUGAUCAGCAUUGUGAAAUUGUGUCUUCCGCUCUACAAUCAUCAAACUUUUCCCUGAGAGAGCUGGAUCUGAGUAACAAUGACUUACAAGAUUCAAGAGUGAAGCUUCUCUGCCCUGGACUGAAGAGUCCAAACUGUCAGCUCAACAUACUGAGAUUAUCUCAUUGUUUGGUGACAGAAGAAGGUUGUGCUGCUCUGGCAUCAGCUCUGAGUUCAAACCCCUCACACCUGAGAGAGCUGGAUCUGAGCUACAAUCACCCAGGAGAAUCAGGAGUGAAGCUGCUCUCUGAAACACUCAAACAUCUGGACAAACUCAAUGUGGAUCAUGGAGGAGAGUUCAUGAUUACAUCAAGACUCCACAAAUAUGCCUGUGAUCUCACACUGGAUCCAAACACAGCAAACACUGAACUCGUUCUGUCGGAGGAGAACAGAAAGGCGACACGAGUGAAAGAGCGACAGUCGUAUCCUGAUCAUCCAGACAGAUUUGAUGAGCGUCCUCAGGUUCUGUGUUCAGAGAGUCUGACUGGACGCUGUUUCUGGGAGACUGAGUGGAGCGGAUAUGUUCAUAUAUCAGUGUCUUAUAAAGAAAUCAAGAGGAAAGGAGGGAUUGCUGACUGUGUGUUUGGAUGUAAUGUGAACUCCUGGAGUCUAAGAUGCUCUGAUCAUAGAUUCACCGCUCGUCACAAUAAUAACUUCACUCAUAUAUCAGCUGCUGCAGACUCCUGUAAGAGAGUAGCAGUGUUUCUGGACGAGUCGAGCGGCUCUCUGUCCUUCUACAGCGUCUCUGACACACACACACUCACACACUUACACACAUUCACACACACAUUCACUCAACCUCUACACGCUGGGUUUAACCUUUAUUAUCCAAACUCUUCAGUGUCUCUGUGUCACAUUAAACAUUAAACUCGGACACACACACACACACACACACGUCUGGUUUGCCAUCCUUGUGGGGACUCUCCAUAGGUGUAAUGGUUUUUCUACUGUACAGACCGUAUAUUCUAUUGUCCUACAACAACCCUACACCUAAACCUACCCCUUACAGGAAACUUUCUGCAUUUUUAGAUUUUCAAAAAACUUAAUUCUGUGUGAUUUAUUAGCUUGUUUACCUGUGGGGACCUCAAUUUAGGUGACACGAGUCCCCAUGAGUCUGUGUGUAUUCAGGUUUAAGUCCCCACCAGAAUAGAAAAACAGGUACACACACACACACACACACACUUCU
This is a messenger RNA of Onychostoma macrolepis, 4145 nucleotides long. RefSeq names its product NACHT, LRR and PYD domains-containing protein 12-like. Bases 194 to 3826 code for a protein of 1210 amino acids. The transcript has 10 exons. Gene Ontology annotation, molecular function: protein binding. The record is from RefSeq and is a predicted model, not a curated record. NCBI's taxonomy places the organism in Eukaryota, Metazoa, Chordata, Actinopteri, Cypriniformes, Cyprinidae.